Molecule: messenger RNA, 864 nt
Organism: Aedes albopictus (Asian tiger mosquito)
Lineage: Eukaryota; Metazoa; Arthropoda; Insecta; Diptera; Culicidae
Exons: 4
Coding region: 1-864 (287 amino acids)
Source: RefSeq, a predicted model, not a curated record
AUGUUGGAACAAACACGGCGGUGGCUGGCCAGGUGUGCCCCGAUAGCCACAGCGGAAAGGCCGGGGGUUACUCACGCAAGUGGUGUGACGACGGCUUCGUCCCGAAGAACCAGGCCCGGAAUGGCCGGGCGCUUGGCAGCGGGCAGCGUGGGUCGUGAACAACGGCGGGGAGUCAACGGCGAGCCGACAACGAUGGUGGCUGGCAAGGUUGGCGUCGAUAGCCACCGAGGAAAGGCCGUGGUUUCUGACUCCCGUGGUGUGCCGACUUUGUCCCAAGGAAACAUGCCCGGGAGGACUGGGGGCUGGGGCAACUGGCUUGAAAGGGCAGCCACUAACCGGCAGGUCAGUAUCGAUUAUGCCAAGAUGAAGCCCUCAGCUGCUCCUUUUAUUGAAAUCUGGGAACAAAUGGAGCCAAAAGUUUUGAAGCAGCAUGAACACCUUUACAAGGAAAUCAGAGCAGGUUUUAUUCGUGCGUUAUCGAUCAUCCGAUUGAAGAAUCCUUCAAGAGGAUCCAAGAGGAAGCAAGAUAGUACUGCGAGAAAGUUAAAUCCACUAUCGGGCACCAUUGAAUGGAUCAAGGUGGAAGACGACCUGCCCAUGACAGAAUCGAUAGCUCCGGUUUUGUUCGUCAGGGGUGAACCAAUGCAAGCGAGCCGUGACUGUGUCCUCCGAUGGAAUCAGUGGAUUAUUCCAGUGGCACAAGACGUGAAGACUGCGUUCAAGCUGCUUGUGGAGUCGUUUACGGUGUUCAACGUUUCACCAGCGCCAACGGAUAAACAGUUCUUUCUGUUUAUGAACGGAGCGGUUUGCAAGACUGAAACAUUGAGCACUACGGGAGCAAAAUUCUUGCAUUCGCUCGACUAA